Molecule: messenger RNA, 4723 nt
Organism: Schistocerca nitens (vagrant locust)
Lineage: Eukaryota; Metazoa; Arthropoda; Insecta; Orthoptera; Acrididae
Product: clavesin-2-like
Exons: 5
Coding region: 398-1285 (295 amino acids)
Cellular component (GO): membrane
Molecular function (GO): phosphatidylinositol bisphosphate binding
Source: RefSeq, a predicted model, not a curated record
UUUCAACACAGAAUUAUUGAUGUGGGCUUGGUCAGCGUGCUAACUAUCAUAUUUCGAGACUGACAGUUCACUGAUUUAUGUAAACUUUGUCGCAAUGAUGUUUUCGGUUACUGAUAAACGUGGAGAAGUGAUGUCAGUUUCAGUACGUGAUGUUCCGAAUGAAUGGUUUCUCACUGCCACUCUUCCUCUUGGCACGCAAUUUACAAUACCAUCGGAGUUCCCAAGAUUACUGCAUUUGCAACAGCCUGCGAGUCGAAAUAAUCUAUUAGUAAACUGGACUAGUGUGUUAGUUUAAAACCAAAUUACUACAGGAGCUUGUGAGAAAAACGAAUUACUGAACAAAGGAGGUUACUGCGACGUCGCUGCUUUGAAUUUCAGUACUUGAAGCGGGAAUGAAAUGGCCGAAUACUCUGAGUAUAUUUGCAGAACAAAUACCUUUAGUAGUCCGGCGUACCUUGGUUGUGAGGAUCAGUCAAGGCAGCCAUGUGGUAAAGGGGCAAUAAAUGCUGUACGACAAUUGAUUCUUAAAAGCCCAACCAUAGGUAGUACUCGCACAGACGAUGAAUUUCUUUUACGUUUCCUUCGUGCACGGAAAUGUAAUGUACCAGAUGCCUUUGAGCUUCUGUGCAAUUAUUGCAGCUAUAGACAACAAAACAGCAGCUUAUUUGAGAAAUUUGGACCUGCAGACACAGCUCUCCAGCAGGCUCUCCGUGAUGGGUUUCCUGGAGUAUUACCUCAAAGAGACAGGAGAGGAAGAAGAGUUCUUGUGAUUUUUGCUGCUAAUUGGGAUCCUUCUUCAUAUGAUUUGCUUACAAUAUAUAAAGCCAUUCUUUACUCUCUGGAAAAACUUAUUGAAUUGCCACGAAAUCAAGUAAGUGGCUUUAUCUUCAUUGUCGACUGGAGUGGAUUUGCAUUCAGUCAGUCAUCCAAGCUGAAUCCUCGUGUUUUAAAGCUAAUGAUAAAUGGCUUACAAGACUGCUUCCCAGCAAGAUUCAAAGGGGUUCAUUUUAUAAACCAGCCAUGGUAUGUCGAGGCCGCACUGACAGUUAUCCGUCCAUUUCUGAAAGAAAAGACAAGAGAAAAAAUAUAUCUACACGGCAACAAUAUGAGUACACUACACGAGUGUAUAGCACGAGAUGUACUGCCAGCAGAGCUUGGAGGAGAAGGACCCUCGUAUAAUCAGCUCUCGUGGGCAGACAAAGUUUUGGAGGCUGAGGACAGCAAGACAGAUAAUAAUACAGUUCAGCUGACUCCUCCCUUCAAAAGGAAGGAGAAUUCUCGGUAGUUGGUGCCAGAGGAUUUGUCAGUAAAGCUUGCCAACAUUCCACAAGUGUGUGUGAUUUUUAUUAGUUGGUGGAGAUGACAAUUUUGGCUUGUAUUAUGAUGUUAUGGAGUGAUCUCACUUUAUUAAAAAUGUUGGUAUUUCAGUAUUACAACUAGUCUUAAUAAGUGUGUAUGUGGAUUUGUGAUACUGUUCGCACAAAUGAGCAACUUGUACAAAUUGUAUUUUUUUUAUAUUUAUAAGAAAACAUAUUUUUCAUAAAAGCAUACUGUUUUUAAAAAUGUGUUUUGGAAAAAUUGUAUGAUAAAUAUGUGAGUUUGUUUUGCAUAAAAUGUUAAGGCAAGGACAGUUUCAGUAUUCAGUACACUAAAGAGCAGCUAUCAUAUAUUUUAAAUUAGUGUUUCCUCAGUUGUGUGUCUAGUUGAUCAGAUGUAUUUUGUGAAUAAAUUUUAACUGUUUAAAAGGUUGUUGACAGUGAGUUUCAUACUUUGACAAAAACUGUGCUAGACUUCAAGGAUUGCAAUAUUUUAGAUAUGAUUUAGGGUUUCUAGAGUUGUAUGAUUUAAAUUAUGGUAUUAAUGAAAAAUAUUAUAAAGACUUGAAAAAUCCAUGACUAAGGAUGGGGUUGUGGGACAAAUGUGGGAUUAUCUCUCGUUACCAUUUUUCAUUGGGAGGCUGAGGUCAAGGACCAGACAGUAGUAGUUGAUCUUAAUGGUAUCAGAGGGGAUUUGGUUGUUAAAGAGAUAUGACAGAGAAGAAAAAAACUAAAUAUGUUAUGUAUGAAAAUACAGAAAACAAACAGCCUGUUUUGCUAAUCAACCAAAAAAUGGUUAUGUGGCAGUCCAUUGUCUGCCAGCCCAACAAGGUUGUAUAUAAUUUCUGUAAAUUGUAUAUGAAUUCCAUCGAAUUUAUAUGAUUGUCACCAAUAUUCAUGUUUCUACACAGAACUUAGUAAGGUAUUUGUAAAAUCCUUCGCUUGAAUAUUUUGGACCUGUGAACAUUGCAAUUAGUACUAAAAUGGACUAUCUUUAAAAAAUUUUCUUUGAUGUUGUAUCUUUGUAUAGAGAUUCUCUGAAGUCUUAUCUUUGUAUACAGACACUUUUGCUAUUGUAGAUAGGUUUCUUUUAGUGUUUUAUGUCAAGUUGUGUGCUUCAAAUUUUUUUUAUUGUUUAUAAGAGUGAUGCUUUAAUUACACUGUUGUUUGUAUCACUUACACCUAUUAAAUGACAAAGUAACCUAAAUAAUCUUGCCUGGUUUGAUGACUGUUCUUUUUUUUGGGGGGAGGGGGGGGGGGGCACUGAUGCCAUUUGCUUGUGACUGGUUAUACUCAAUGCUGUAUCGCAUUAAAUUUACUUAAAUAUUUUGAAAAAAAAAAAAAAAACUGACCUUCACUUAAAUUUUUAUCAUUCUUUCAUUCUAACCUUAAGCACUUGUAAAUGUUUUUAAAUUGUUGCCUUUUCAAAACGUGUCAAAAAAAGGUCUAGUGAAUCUUUCAACGUAUGAUUUUGUUCAUAGCUGUAGUUCAGUACUGCAGAAUAUUUCAACAAAGAUAAAAAGUCGCUCAUCAACUGCAUAAGAAAACUUUCACUUAGUUCACUUCACCAGUUUAAACUGUCACCUUCAGAAGUGAAAUAGGCUCAAAUCUGUGGUAACCCAAUGUCAAGAUUAAAAUUGGGCAGUAGUGUCCAUUGCAACAGAAUCAAUAAAACAAAGUGACAUCACUAGAAAUAUAUGAUACGUGCAAUGCAUAACAAACAGUUAACUGUCAAAUCACAAAUCGUACAUAAUUGUGCAAUGAAAGUCAACCAAUAUACCAGCAAACUAUUAACUGUCAAAUCGCAAAUCGUCCUUAGUACAUGCAGUGAAAGUCAACCAAAAUAGAAUACUAUGUACGCUUUGAAAUUUGACAGUUAAUUGUUUGCUACUCAUUGCGCAUAUCAUAUAUUUUUAGCGAUGUCACUCUAUUUUAUUGAUUCUGUUGCAAAGAAAACUACUGUCCAAUUCUUAUUUUGAAGUUGGCAUAUCAGUGAUUUGAGCCUAUUCCACUUCUGAAGAUGACAGUUUAAAACUGUCAAAACUGGUAAAGUCAAACAAUGGAAAAUCCAGGGUGAAAUGUAACAAUAUUAGAGAAGGAAAGUUGGUACUCACCGUAUAGCAGAGAUGCUGAGUCACGAUAGGCACAACAAAAGGAUUCACACAAUUACAGCUUUCGGCCACGCGCGUGAGUGUGUGUGUGCAUGUGUGUCUAUUGUUGACAAAGGCCUUAUUGGCUGAAAGCUAUAAUUGUGUGAAUCUUUUUGUUGUGCCUAUGGCGACUCAACAUCUCCGCUAUAUGUUGAGUGGCAACUUCCCUUCCCUAAUAUUGAAACUAGUAAAGUGAAUCAAAUAAAGGUUUUCUUGUGCAGUUGGUGACUGACUUUUCAUCUUUGUUGACUUUUCAGCUUAUUGAGAUAUAUUCACUUGAAAUUACUCUGGAAAGUCACAUAGGUUAUUCUGUUAAGUAUGAUAAUUGCUUUAAUGACUUUGAUCACCCAAAUGUGUAACAUCAUGGUACAGAGGUUUCAUGUCUGCACUUAAUUGAAACUAAACUAAAUUGUGUAAUUUUUGAAAUGUUUUAUAUUGAUUAAAAAUUACACACAAUUUUUUAGGAAUUUUUAAAUCCCUGUUGAAUCCUUUUGUGGAAUACCAGUAUAAUUUUCAGGAGAAGAAAUACUUUGAAGUAAACUGCAGUGGGGUGAGUAUAAUGAAGCCAUUACAUUUUCCCAUAUUCUCUCGCAUUUUGUGCCGCCCCCCCCCCCCCCCUCUCCUAUCACUGUCAGCUUCAUGGUUUCAUCUGUUCUUAACUCAUUCCACACUCUUGUUUGUGGGUGUAAUAUAAAGAGCGUGAGAAAAUAAGGCAUGGGAGCUUCUAUUAGUCAAGUGAGUUCGGGGAGUGAGUGAAGCUUGUUGUGAAAACUUAAGCAAGGAAUGUAGCACAGUUGGAGAAGGAUUUCUCAUCACUGCAAAUAUGCUUUCUGUGGUGACACUGUGAGAGACUUUUUAUGUGGAAACGGUGCCAGAUAAAAGCUAUGAAAGUGGAUAUGUUCCUGGUCAGUUAUUUGCUAAAAAUAAACAGAUCAUUUUAUUGAACCAGCAGAGAAGUGAAAAAAAGGAAGAUAGGGUUUAACAUCUUGUCAGUAAUGUCAUUUGGUGGUAGAGCAUGUGACAAAGCAGGUGGAUUUUUUGCAUCGGUUAUGUUUUUCUAAUACCGAAAAUAACAAAAUUUUAUUUUGCUUGAAGAUUGUGCGACUUAUGAACUAUCAGUAAUUUCAAGAUUCAUUGUCGUGGUUUAUAUCUGUACUACUAACUAAAGAUUCUAUUCUAUUCUAUUUCUUUGAUGCUAUUACCAAAAAUCGCAAAGUAUUUCACCAAUUUACUUCAAAUUUUUAUAUAUUGCAUUAA